This is a messenger RNA of Cladocopium goreaui, 2706 nucleotides long. The record is from the annotation of a GenBank genome assembly. NCBI's taxonomy places the organism in Eukaryota, Dinophyceae, Suessiales, Symbiodiniaceae.
AUGCGUAAGCUCAGCUUGAACCUGAUCGCGCCGCUGGCAAUUGCAGCGCUGAUUGCCGCCCAACCGUCAAAAUCCAUGGCUGCAGAUGACAUUGUUGAUACGGCCGUCAAUGCCGGCUCUUUCAAGACUCUUGCCGCCGCACUCGAAGCCGCUGGCCUGGUCGAUGCCCUCAAGGGCGAAGGCCCCUUCACCGUCUUCGCGCCCACCGACGAGGCAUUUGCUAAUCUGCCCGAGGGAACCGUUGAAACGUUGCUGAAGCCGGAAAACAAGGAUCAACUCACCGGCAUCCUCACCUACCACGUCGUUCCCGGUAAAGUCAUGGCCGCCCAGGUCGUCGACCUCUCAGGCGCCACCACACUCAACGGACAACGCGUUGAUAUAAAAGUGAACGACGGGAGCGUCAGCGUCGACGAUGCCAGCGUUGUGAAAACCGACAUCGAGUGUUCGAACGGCGUCAUCCACGUCAUCGACAGUGUGAUUCUGCCCGCCUCCGACAAUAUCCCCACCACGGCCGAGAAAGCCGGCAGCUUCAGCACCUUGCUCGCCGCGGUUAACGCAGCUGGAUUGGCUGAAGCCCUCUCUGGCGAAGGUCCUUUCACCGUGUUUGCCCCCACCGACGAUGCUUUCGCUGCCCUGCCGGAAGGAACAGUCGAAACGCUGCUCAAACCCGAGAAUAAAGAAAAGCUGGCCGCCAUCCUCAAGUACCACGUGGUACCCGGUCGGGUCUAUUCGACGGAUGCGUUGAAGGCCAAGAAAGCCGAAACCCUUCAGGGAGCAAACAUUAGUAUUUCCGCUAAGGGCGGCAAGGCCAUGGUCAACAAGGCCGGCCUGGUGGCAACUGACAUCGACGCCUCGAACGGCGUGAUCCACGUCAUCGACGCGGUGCUUUUGCCUCCGGAAAAGAAGUUGGGUUCAACCGAGGCGCAGCAGAUGAUUCACGACGCCGUUGCCAAGGGAUCGAAGCUGUACAAUGAAGGCCAUCACGCUCGAUGUGCCGACGUGUACAUGUCAACUGCCCGUAAGAUGAUGAGCUAUGGUGACCAACUGCCGGAGAACAUCACGCACAGUCUGUCAUCGGCGGUCAGCCAGGCUGAAGGCAUGCAUUGCCCGAUCAAGCAAUCGUGGACGCUACGAGAAGGUCUUGAUCAAGCGUAUUACCCCGUGUCGAUUCGAAACCUUGUUGCCGUGCUUGGAGAUCAGCUCGAUCUCAACUCCGCCGCCUUCGAUGAUUUCAGCAAAGAAGACGACGUGGUGUGGAUGGUCGAAGUCAAAGAUGAGGCAACCCACGUCUGGACGCACAAGGUACGGAUCGCCAUGUUCCUCGCGGCUAUGCGGCACUUCCGCGAUGAUUUACUCGCUCGCGAAUACCGGGUCGAUUACCGGCAACUCGAUGACCCCGGCUGCCAAGGCGACUUCGCGAGUGAACUUGGAGUCGCCGUUCGCAAGCACCGGCCCGAGAAGAUUGUUCUAGUCGAGCCCGGCGAAUGGCGGGUCCGCGAACUCUUCCAGGAGACGGCCAAAGAAUUAGACGUCGACUUGGACAUGCGACCCGAUCGGCACUUCUUCGCCACGCACGAAAUGUUCGAAGAGCAUGCCUCCGGAAGGAAACAACUCCGGCAGGAAUACUUCUAUCGAGAGAUGCGUCGCGAGUUCGACAUCCUCAUGAAAGACGGCGAACCGCUUGGCGGCAAGUGGAACUUCGACUCCGAGAACCGCAAAUCAUUUUCAAAGGAAGGCCCUGAAGAACGCCCCAACCCAAAACGCUUCUCCCCAGAUGCAACGACUAAGGAAGUCCUCGAGCUGGUGGAAAAACGAUUCACUGACCACCCCGGCAAGCUCGAGCAUUUCGAUUGGCCCGUCACCCCCAAACAGGCGAAACAGGCUCUCGACGACUUCAUCGAACACCGGCUUCCCGAGUUCGGCACCUAUCAAGAUGCCCUGUGGACCGACGAGCCUUACCUCUAUCACUCGCGGCUUUCGGCCGCCAUGAAUUUAAAGCUGCUCGAUCCCAGAGACGUUGUGGACGCGGCCGAAAAAGCCUACCACACCAAACAGGCACCGCUGAACGCUGUGGAAGGUUUCAUCCGCCAGGUGCUGGGUUGGCGGGAGUACGUCCGCGGUGUGUACUGGAAGUUCAUGCCCAAGUACCUCGAGCGAAACUCUCUGAAAGCCAAAGCUUCGCUGCCCAAGUUUUACUGGACAGCAGACACCGAAAUGAACUGCUUGCAGCAGUGCAUUGGCCAGACGCUCGAUUACGGCUACGCUCAUCACAUUCAGCGGUUAAUGGUCACAGGUUUGUUCGCACUGCUGCUGGGCGUUGACCCUAAGGCCGUGCACGAAUGGUACCUGGCCGUGUAUUUGGAUGCGGUAGAAUGGGUGGAACUCCCUAACACAUUGGGGAUGUCGCAAUUUGCCGACGGUGGCAUCAUGGCGUCCAAGCCCUACGUCGCCACGGGGAAGUACAUCAAACGCAUGAGCAACUACUGCGAUGGUUGCCGAUACGAUCCGGAGAAAGCCACCGGCGAAGAUGCUUGCCCGUUCACUACGCUGUACUGGGACUUCCUCAUGCGACACGAAAAGUUCUUGUCCGACAACCAACGCAUGGGCCUGCAACUAAAGAAUAUCGAGCGAAAAAGCGAGCAAGAGCGACGGGAGAUCAAAAGUCAGGCGAAACGAAUCAAGUCGCACCUUUCAGCCAACGCUUGA